AUGAUAAUCAUAUGCUGUUAUAAUAUCCCUCAUUUCCAACCUUAUUAUCUCAGGAGAGAGAAAAUAGUAUUACUGAAACCCUCCGAUCUGUUUUCGAAAUAUCUCAUCAUCCAAUUUCAAAGUUUUGGGGAAAAAGGGAAAGUUAUGUCGUCUCUCAGCAGAGAGCUUGUGUUUUUAAUACUUCAAUUUCUAGAUGAAGAGAAAUUUAAAGAAACCGUUCACAGGUUGGAGCACGAGUCUGGAUUCUUCUUCAAUAUGCGCUACUUUGAGGAAAUGGUGACAAAUGGUGAAUGGGAUGAGGUGGAAAAAUACCUCUCUGGAUUUACAAAGGUUGAUGAUAACAGAUACUCAAUGAAGAUCUUCUUUGAAAUACAAAAGCAGAAAUACCUAGAAGCUCUAGAUAAGAAGGAUCGUUCUAAAGCUGUUGAAAUUCUAGUCAAGGACUUGAAAGUUUUCUCAGCCUUUAAUGAAGACCUUUUUAAAGAAAUAACACAACUUUUGACUCUAGAGAACUUCAGAGACAACGAACAAUUAUCCAAAUAUGGAGACACAAAGUCCGCGAGGGGUAUAAUGUUGGGUGAGCUUAAAAAGUUGAUUGAAGCAAAUCCCCUUUUUCGUGAAAAGUUAACUUUUCCAAGUCUAAAGAAUUCAAGACUUAGGACACUCAUCAAUCAGAGUUUAAACUGGCAACAUCAGCUAUGCAAAAACCCGAAGCCGAAUCCAGAUAUAAAAACUCUUUUUAUUGAUCAUUCUUGUGGUCAAUCACAGCCAAAUGGUGCAAGAGCCCCAUCCCCUGUUACCAAUCCAUUAAUGACCAAUGUACCAAAGCCUGCAGGGUUUCCACCUUUGGGUGCUCAUGGUCCUUUUCAGGCUGCACCACCACCUAUGGCAACUUCUAUGACUGGUUGGAUGACAAAUCCAGCUGGCGUGCCUCAUCCUUCAGCUUCAGCUGGCCCUAUUGGUUUUGCUCCACCUAAUAAUGCUGCUAUGUUAAAGCGACCCAGGACUCCUCCUGCCAACAAUCCAGCUGUAGACUAUCAAACUGCUGACUCUGAACAUGCAUUCAAGAGAACAAGAGCAUUUGGCAUAUCUGAUGAAGUUAAUCAUAUGCAUGGAAAUAUCUUACCCAUUGCUUAUGGUGGUCAAAGUCAUGGUCAAAGCUCAAGCUCCUAUUCAUCUGAUGAUCUACCUAAAGCUGUGGUGAUGAACUUAAAUCAGGGGUCAAUGGUUAUGAGUAUGGAUUUUCAUCCUGUACAGCAAAUUCUGCUUCUUGUUGGAACAAUCUCUGGAGAAAUUAUGAUAUGGGACUUAGGUAGCAGGGAGAAGCUUGUUCAGAAGGAUUUCAAGGUUUGGGAUCUUGGUGUUUGUUCAAUGCCCCUUCAGGCAUCUUUGACCAAUGAGAAUACUGCAUCAGUCAAUCGUGUAACUUGGAGCCCUGAUGGAGCCCUUUUUGGUGUUGCAUACUCGAGGAAUAUUGUACAGAUAUAUUCUUAUCAUGGUGGUGAUGAUCUACGAAACCACUUGGAGAUUGAGGCUCAUGGUGGCAAUGUUAAUGAUCUUGCUUUCUCUUAUCCAAACAAGCAACUUUGUAUUGUAAGUUGUGGAGAUGACAGGUUGAUAAAGGUAUGGGAUGCAGUAACAGGGGCUAAACAGUAUACAUUUGAGGGUCAUGAAGCACCUGUAUAUUCUGUAUGUCCACAUUUUAAGGAAAACAUUCAGUUUAUUUUCUCAACAGCAACGGAUGGCAACAUAAAGGCAUGGCUGUAUGACAAUAUUGGUUCAAGAGUGGACUAUGAUGCGCCAGGUCAUUCAUCCACCAGAAUGGGAUACAGUUGUGAUGGGACAAGGCUAUUUUCAUGUGGGACAAAUAAAGAAGGGGAAUCUUUUAUUGUGGAAUGGAAUGAAAGUGAAGGUGCUGUAAAACGUACAUAUAAUGGGCUUGGUAAACGAGCUAUGGGAUUUGUGCAGUUUGAUACUACAAAAAACCGAUUUAUUGCUGCUGGUGAUGAGGGUGUGGUUAAGUUUUGGGAUAUGGAUAAUGUUAACUUGUUGACAACAAUUGAUGCCGAGGGUGGUUUAUCGGCUUCUCCUUUUAUACGGUUUAACAAGGAAGGAAUUCUAUUAGCUGUUUCAACAAGUGAGAAUGGAAUCAAAAUUCUAGCAAAUCAAGAUGGGGUUAGAUUACUAAGAACAAUGGAGAAUCGUUCUUUCGAUGCCUCCAGAGUCACAUCCGCAUCUUCCAUGAAGGGACUGACUGCAAUGAUGCCAACAUUUGGUGGUGCUAAUGCACCUGGUGGACCAAGCAUGAUGGAAAGAGUUCCCCCAAUGCCCUCCAUGGUCAUGAUGAGUGGCGAGAGUCGGAAUCUGGUAGAUAGGCAAAGAAUUGGAGAUGAGGCCAUGGAAAAAUCUAGAAAUUUGAAAGUGACAGAAAUCUCUGAACCAUCACAGUGUCGAUCCUCAAGGCUUCCAGAUGAUACAUCUUCUGCAAUGCGGGUUACAAGAUUGAUAUACACUAAUUCAGGAGUUGCGGUCUUAGCUCUAGCAGCAAAUGCUGUCCAUAAAUUAUGGAAAUGGCAGAGAAAUGACCGUAAUUCAACUGGGAAGGCAACUGCUAGUGUACUACCUCAAUUAUGGCAACCAGUGAGUGGUAUAUUGAUGACAAAUGAUAUCAGUGAAACAAACCCUGAAGAUGCCACUGCAUGCUUUGCAUUAUCAAAGAAUGACUCCUAUGUUAUGUCUGCUUCUGGUGGAAAGAUUUCUUUGUUCAAUAUGAUGACCUUCAAGACUAUGACUACAUUCAUGCCCCCUCCACCCGCAGCAACCUUUCUGGCAUUCCAUCCACAAGAUAACAAUAUUAUUGCCAUAGGCAUGGAGGACUCUUCAAUCCAAAUAUACAAUGUCCGAAUUGAUGAGGUGAAAACCAAACUUAAAGGCCAUCAUAAAAGAAUAACAGGCCUAGCCUUCUCUAAUGUCCUUAAUGUGUUGAUAUCUUCUGGUGCUGAUUCUCAGUUGUGUGUGUGGAGCACGGACGGAUGGGAGAAGCAAAUAAGCAAACAAUUACAAAUUCCAGGAGGGAGAGUCCCUGCUGCCCAUGCUGAUACACGUGUCCAGUUCCACCAAGAUCAAACUCACUUGCUAGUUGUUCAUGAAUCCCAGAUUGCCAUUUUUGAAGCACCUAAACUAGAUUGCCUAAAACAGUGGGGCCCACGUGAGGCAAGUGGUGCAAUCACACAUGCUACCUACUCAUGCGAUAGUCAAUCAAUAUAUGUAACUUUUGAAGAUGGAAGCAUCGAUAUUUUAACAGCAUCAACACUCAGAUUACGUUGUCGCAUCAGUUCCACCGCUUACCUCCCUACAAAUCCAAAUUCAAGGGUGUAUCCACUUGUUAUUGCUGCACAUCCAUCUGAACCCAACCAGUUUGCUUUGGGACUUACUGAUGGCGGUGUAUGUAUAAUCGAGCCGCUUGAGUCCGAAGGGAAAUGGGGCGGAUCGCCGGCGGUUGAAGGUGGUGCGGGGCCAAGUGCUGCUGCUGGUGGAGGUGGUGGUGCGAAUACAACUAACUGAUGGAAUCAAACUCAGAGGUAGGGCCGAAGGGUGUUUCUGACUUUUUUUUUUUUUUUUAUUUGAGCAAGAUGAAAGGUUUAGAGGUAGGUGAUGGUUAUUCCGGAAAGAUAGUGUUAUAGAGUUUAUAGAAUAGACACAAUAUCAACAUCUGUCUGUAGUCAGAGAUGUUGGUAUUUUAUUACCUUUAGAAUUAGUAGUAGGAAGAGUUUCGUUUGUAAAGUUUUAACAACUACAAGGGCUGGUUUUGGGCAAAUCCCAUUCUCAUGCUCUCUUCCGUC
This is a messenger RNA of Lactuca virosa, 3842 nucleotides long. NCBI's taxonomy places the organism in Eukaryota, Viridiplantae, Streptophyta, Magnoliopsida, Asterales, Asteraceae. The record is from the annotation of a GenBank genome assembly.